Molecule: messenger RNA, 663 nt
Organism: Zasmidium cellare ATCC 36951
Lineage: Eukaryota; Fungi; Ascomycota; Dothideomycetes; Mycosphaerellales; Mycosphaerellaceae
Exons: 1
Coding region: 1-663 (220 amino acids)
Source: RefSeq, a predicted model, not a curated record
AUGACGCGCCAACUCCUCGCCACCAUCGCCGCCCUAGCCACCCUCGCCCAAGCCCAAACAACAACAACAAUCGAGGUCACCGACUCCUCAACCCAAACCAACCCCAUCGAAGUCUCCUCCCGCCCAACCGACGACGUCCCCAACCUCAGCUCCGCAACAACCACAUCCCCCGCAACCACCACAGUAAUCGACACCAACACCAUCCCCACCGCCAUCACAAGCUCCCUCCCAAUAAUCCCCAUCUCCAGCGUAACCAACACCAUCAACGGCAACAACACCUUCUCCUCCACACCCACCACCGCCACCACCGUCGUCGUCGAAACCCCCUCCGGCGGCAGCUGCGUCACCAUAACCCAACAAGGCGAACCCCAAUUCACCAUCCAAACCGACACGCUCCUCGAAACACCCUGCACCUACACCGUCUUCGCCGGAACAGACACCUCCAGCAUGUCCGGGAGUCUCACCUCGGACGUCUUGAUCACCACUUCCACCUCAGCCAGCGGAUCGACCUCGACGACACCGGCUUCCGACUCUACGUCCAGCGGCACGGCUUCUGGGACGUCGGCGCCGGCGACGCAGUCGGGGAAUCCAGCGAAUCGUGUUGCUAUGGGUGCGGAGGGGUUGGGUCUUGCUGCGUUUGUUGGGGCUUUGGGGUUACUUUGA